Molecule: messenger RNA, 1260 nt
Organism: Aspergillus oryzae RIB40
Lineage: Eukaryota; Fungi; Ascomycota; Eurotiomycetes; Eurotiales; Aspergillaceae
Product: chalcone isomerase domain-containing protein
Exons: 1
Coding region: 1-1260 (419 amino acids)
Molecular function (GO): intramolecular lyase activity
Source: RefSeq, a predicted model, not a curated record
AUGCAGGGCACACCCCUGCGCGCCUGCACACAAUGCAUCCGACGCCAAUACCUCCGUCCAACAGGCGCAACCCCGACCCCUCAACGCCUGCUAAGCACAACCCGCGCCCUCCGCUCUACACCUAAGAACCCUCUCCGCAACUCUACCAGCUCGCGCGCCCGCGAAGCAGAGAUCGCGCGCUCCAAAAACACAAUGACGCUUUCUGCGGCGGGGAUAGUAGCCUGCGCGGCGGCGAUGUACGGGGUCAUCAAGCUGGACGUAUUCGGACUUGACCAGGUCUCUCCUAAAGAAGAAGAACACAAAGUCGAAGUCCAGAAAGAGGGAGCAAUGAAACUAGACGGACCAGCUGGAUUCGGGGGAAAUGCAUCGGUGAUACGGGUACAGGGACAAGAUGGUGCGGAGGAGGUGUCCACGGGGACGAGCACGAUUCCUACAUUUCCGAGCGUGAUCCGGUUACCGAAGGCGAUUGAUGCGGGGUCUUUGAAGGCCGGGGAUGAAGUACCCGAGUCUGUCGAGGAAGAGGAGUAUCAGUUACUUGGGUUGGGGAUUCGGACUGUGUCGUUCCUCAAGAUCCAGGUGUAUGUUGUGGGGAUGUAUGUGGCCAAGAGCGAUAUUUCGGAGCUGCAGCAGCGGCUUGUGCGGACGGCGGUGAAUCCGCCUGGGGCGAAGGAGGGGGUUGUUGAUACGCCUGGGGCGACGUCUGCGACAUCGUUGGUUUCGACGGAGAGACAGGGAUUGAAGGAGUUGCUUCUGGAUGCGGAGCGGGGGGAUGAGGUUUGGGAUGCGGUUAUCCGGGGUGAUGGGCUGAAGACUGCGUUCCGAAUUGUACCUACGCGGAAUACGGAUUUCUUACAUUUGCGCGAUGGCUGGGUGAGGGGGAUUACGGGGCGGGCGCAGAAGGCUAAUGCGAAGGCUUUGGAGGGUGCGCAGAGCGAGUUCCAGGAUGAGUCAUUUGGGACUGCAUUGAAUGACUUUAAGAGUUUGUUUGGUGGUGGACAGAGGAAGAAUGUGCCCAAGGGGCAGACGUUGUUGCUUGUGCGUGGUGGCCGUGGGGAACUGGAUGCGCUUUUCCAUCCGGAUCCUGCUAAGCCCGUGCGGUUCUUGGGGCGUGUGUCUGAUGAGCGAAUUAGCCGCUUGGUUUGGUUGAAUUAUCUUGCUGGUAAGAAUGUUUCGAGCGAGGGUGCUAGGCAAAGUGUUGUGGAUGGAGUGAUGGGUAUUGUUGAACGGCCGGUUGGGACUGUCGUGCAGAAGAUUGUGUAA